AAAAUGUUGCAUUCCAGUUGAAACAUAUAAGAAAUUAGCAAAUUAUCAAAUGAUUAGAAAAGAAAGUUGGCUUUGCUGAAAAUAUAGAAUUUGCACUAGUACACCGGCGAGGUUUCCUUAUCAGGUUAGGUUUCCUUCGUUUACCAAGGAUUGAAAUCCUGUUUCUUAACUCAUCUACUGCUCAGCUAUUCGUGGAUUUCACAUCAUGGACUUGAAACAGAAUUUUUAAAACCACCUGCUAUGAAGCAAGAUUUAAUCAUCUCUCAAUAUUCAUCGCCCACGGCGAGCGGAUUCUAAUUGACUUGUCAUUUGUAGAUGGCGUUUUCAUGACUAUUUUAAUGUUGUUUGGCUAUGACGCAUUCAUUGGAAGUUUUAGUGCCCUACCUUUGCAAAUAAAUCGAGUUGCAAAUAACUAGAGCAAAUGUCGAGGGAUUAUCAACUUACAUGUCAAGUGACAGGUGAAUAUAUGCUUUUAAAUGUCGUAUUUUAAAACAACAACCACUUGGCCUGGUUUAAAAGAUGGUGCCCAAGAAUCUUGGGUGAAUUAGGUGAGAUCAAUAAAUCAAUUCAAUCUUUGUUCGACAAUUUCAAAAAACAAUCUUGCUUCCAUUGAUGUAGAACAACUAAAGGAUCGUUGUGAUAUACACAAGUCCUUGAAUAAUUAAAUCACGUUAAUGGAGUAAUCAAAAAACUCCAACGCGAGAGGAAAGUUAUCACCAUGGAAACCAAUGAAGUGCCUCUGAAUGAAUCAGGUCGCGACCGUAAUGGCGGAUGGUCACGAUUGGCAUGCUCUUCACCUGUUAAAUCUUAGAUGAGAGAUUAAUUGGCAUCACUUGCGCGUAAACCAAUGCAUGCCAAGCAGCUCGAAGCAGCCUGUGCUUAUUUGCAGUGACAGAAGAAUUUACCAUAGACAUGUUUGUAAAACACAGAGAUAAUCGGAGUGUAAACAUUGUCCUCGUGGGAUAUCAGUAGACAGUGAAAGGUUACCUACAAAUCGGGGAUUUUUGCUCUGUUGUAGUAUUAUUCAAAUAGAUAGUUGUUUAAAGUCAGUAUGUUUUUGUCUGAUGGAAGCAAAGAAAGACGAACAUUCCAAAGACAGGCUGAUUCAACCAGUGAACAGCAAUGAAGAGUCGACCGCAGGGUCGAGUCGAACAAGUGCAAUUCCGUUAGCAAAAAAUUCUAAAAGACAAGGAUCGGUUGCAAAGGGUGACAAAGAAAGUGAACCUUUAAAAAUUCAAGAGACAUCCGAGAAGGAUAAAGAAAGUGCAACAAUAAAACCUGGUGGUUUGCCAAACUCAACACAAUCAGAAUCGAAAAGAACUGGAGGAAAGAACUCGAGCAACUCUUCCGCCAAAAAUGUAUCGCGUACAAGCUCAGCAACUGACCUUGAGAAUGCCAGUUCAAACAGCAUCAAAGUCGUUGUAAGGGUCAGACCAAUUAAUGCAUUGGAGCUUCGUAAGGAGGAGAAAGCAAGCAUCGAAUUUCCAGAAGAUGGGGUCAUUUGGGUUAAUGCGCAAGGGAACACCAAACCUUUCACGUUUAAUGAAGUCUUUCAAGACAAAGCCUCUCAGCCUGAGAUAUUCAAUCAAUGUGGGAUCAAAGGACUCAUCGAGAAAGCAUUAGACGGAUUCUCUUGCACUGCAUUUGCCUUCGGUCAGACCGGAUCUGGAAAGACGUACACAAUCACCGGUCCAUAUAAUCCGGAAGCCAAUGAGGUUCUCCCGUCUGAAGAAUUAUAUGGCCUGAUUCCAAGAUCUUUUGAAUUCCUCCUUUCGCAAGUAAGGCAACGCGAAGAGAAUUCCACUCUGAAAGCUGCCUACUUGGAAGUUUAUAAUGAAAAGGUAAAGGAUCUGCUGAACCCUUCAACUGCCCGGGAAUCUUUGCCGGUACGAUGGUCCUCUACCAAAGGUUUUUACGUUGAGAACUUAUUCAUGAUGGAAUGCGAAACACUUGAAGACUUCAUGGCUGUGUUGGAAGAAGGGCUAGAGAACAGGAAAGUUGGAGGUCAUGCAAUGAAUGACCACUCGAGUAGAAGUCAUACGAUGCUGACUGUCUAUAUUGAUUCAGAGAUCAUUGACCCUGAAGAUGAUCUCUCUGUAAUAAGGCAAGGGAAGAUCAGUUUUGUUGAUCUGGCAGGCAAUGAAAGAGUCAAAGAAACCAAAGCAACUGGCGAGGCUUUGACAGAAUCUCAAAACAUCAACAAGAGCUUAUUAACUUUAGGGAACUGCAUUGCUGCCCUCGGGGACCCGAAGAAACGCGGGGGACAUAUUCCUUACAGAGACAGCAAAUUGACGAAGCUUCUUGCAGAUAGCAUUGGAGGUGAAGGAUACACGUUAAUGAUUGCCUGUGUGUCACCGUCGUCAACAGCCCUACAAGACACAUUAAAUACACUUCGCUACGCCAACAGAGCAAAGAAUAUUAAGAACAAGCCGGUCGUCAAAAUGGACCCUAGAGAGCAACUGAUCAUAAGCAUGAAAAGAGAGAUGAAGCUUCUGAAGGCAGAAAAUGCCUACUUCCGGCAACAGCUUAAUAUACCGUGUUCGGACUCUCAAGUUGUCAUAACACCGGAGCAGAUUCAGGGGGUAAUGAGUGCUGAUGAGAACAGUGGCUCACUGAGUCCUGCCAUUGGCACCAAAACGUACUCUUCGCUUGAAUCUUCAAGCAGGAAUAGCUUGUCAGAAGUGAAGUCUGAAGAGACAGUUCCCAGAGCUACAACUGCAAUGUAUGCCAUGACAGCAAGUAUUGGGCUGUAUGACAUGCUGCAAGAGUACAUCAAUGAAAACGAAACACUGAGGCAACAGAAUUUCGAUUUGUUUAAAAAGAGAAAAGAAGUUGAGAGGGAGUAUGAGCUGCUUUCUAUGAAAAAUGACAGUUUGAGUCAAAAGCUGGGCAAUAUAGAAAGAGCUUUAAGCAGCACAUCUUUGUCCACUCGAUCUGACUCUGAGGACACGUUGACGGACAGCCGACAUGAUCGAAGGCCUUCCUUGCAUGAUUUUCAGAAAGAGGCAGGCUUCAAUCUCACUUUCCCGCCACUUCGAUCUGGCACUUAUCCCAACAUCAUCUCUGCUGACGUGGAUCUGGCUGCUGAGGUUGAAAGAGAACAUCGAAAGAUAAAGGAGGAGCGUGCGCGAAAGCAGAGAGAAAAAGAGAUGCAGGAGAAGAAAAUGGAACAAGAAAGAGACAGCCCUGAGGAGGAGCACAGCCGCACAGCCGCGGAGAUUGCAUUUAAGACAGAAGAAGGAAAAUCAAUAGGGAGUCCUGUCACGAAGAAAAGAGAUACAAACGUAUCUGCUGAGAAGGAGCAGAUGGACAAACAAGAUCAGGCACUGGCAUCAAAUAAAACAGCGAAGUGGAAUUUCAAGCUCAAAGCAGCCGCGAAAAAGAGACCAAACGUUGAACGAGAGAGAGGCCAGAAUAGCUACGCAGCAAAGUUUGCAGUCAGAAAAGGCAUUGGUCCUACAUCCAGUUACCAGCAGUCAUUGCAGAGAGAUUCGAAUGAAAAACAAACUACAUCAAAAGACUAUUUCCUACAAUCCUCGCAAGACUUUUCGCCCUACCAAGCACAGAACAGUGAUUUUGAGCCAAUCAUAAUUGGAGGUAGUCCUAGAUUGCUAAUUAACGAUUCCCAUACUAUGAAUGACCAGCUGCGAAUUGAACUGGAGCAACUUGAGGGCCAGAUCCAGAAAGAGUUUGCAUUUAAGCAAAGUCACAAGCCAGCUUACCACGGAAGGUGAUCAAGGCUCAAAGAAUUAACUAGAGACUUAAAACGAAAACAAACUGUGCCAGCAAAUCUUAUUGGAGACAUAGAAGCAUCGCUGCUAUAAAAUUUUAUAUAGUCAAGAACAAUCUUUAAAAGGUUGCUAUGUUAUUGACGUCACCAAAAUUGGUUUCAAGAACUUGUUGUUAGUAUCCUGUCAGAGAUAGCACCAGGCGUAAAAUCUCCCAAAACACCAAAGACCGCUUUCAUCUAAUUGUUAAAUAUGUUUUUGAUCUUGUAAGCGCUAUUAGACACUUCAUUUUCGCAGAAACUAAUAGCCUUCUGGAAGUUUUCAGAAGAUAUUUUCAUCAAAUUGCAUACUGACUCGAUAGAAGUGUUUUACGAGGCAACUUACUUUGCCAAAUUUUUCAGCAGCAGAGUGCUCUUAUCACCCCAACCAAAUGCUUUUUGAGUCCUAGCAAUUUGAAUAUAUAUAGAUUGAUAUAGAUUGAAGAAAGUAAAACUACAUGGUUUAUCUCUACAAGCCUGUUUC
Messenger RNA from Rhopilema esculentum, 4250 nucleotides. RefSeq lists its product as uncharacterized. Gene Ontology annotation, biological process: microtubule-based movement; mitotic spindle organization; spindle elongation. The record is from RefSeq and is a predicted model, not a curated record. NCBI's taxonomy places the organism in Eukaryota, Metazoa, Cnidaria, Scyphozoa, Rhizostomeae, Rhizostomatidae. Gene Ontology annotation, molecular function: microtubule motor activity; ATP binding; microtubule binding. Gene Ontology annotation, cellular component: microtubule associated complex.